Giardia duodenalis is the source of this 693-nucleotide messenger RNA. RefSeq lists its product as uncharacterized. The transcript has a single exon. The record is from RefSeq and is a predicted model, not a curated record. Bases 1 to 693 code for a protein of 230 amino acids. Lineage: Eukaryota; Fornicata; Diplomonadida; Hexamitidae.
AUGAAUUUGAAGUACUUUAUCCUGCCGGAAACGACGACAGUGGCUAUGCACACAUCUACUUUUGUCACACUCCAUGGAGUGCAUCACUGGACAGUAGCUUGCGAGGACUCCAGAGAUAUUCUUCCCCUAGCAUUUAAUUUUAUCACCAGCUGGUUGCGAACUAACCCCCAAGAUACGCUCAUUUUAGCUAGUAGCAUGCCGGUGGAAUACAUAUGCAGGACGCCGUCUUUUCUUUUUUUCCAAGACAGCGAUAUAUUUGCAGAGCUACGUACCCGGUUCUCCAUCUUCUACCUGGACAGCUACGAGUCAUUUGUCUCCAAAUUCUCUAAACAGUGGAAGCGCCCCAUCCAGUGUCUUGUUCUAUACGAUCCUGUCCGUUUGACUCAUGAGUAUCUUGCCUCCCACCAAAAAAUACUCCUGGGGACCAUUCUUGCUGUGUCUGCAAGCAAAGUUCUUUUUUCCACAGCAUUUGGCGGGCCAGAACUUCUCUAUAUGCGCCCCAAUGCGGUGUUGCUCAGGCGAAGGCUCAAGCCACACGGAGUCAGCAUUCUACAGAUACAUCACACAACAGAAACGGAUUUAUAUGACAAUAAGGGUGCACUACUAGUGAUGUCUCCGCGCGGACUACUUACGUGUCACGCUAUUGUAUUGCAACUGGACCAAUAUUUGGCAAUUUUGAAGUUCAAGCGAUAG